AUGCUAUUUUCCAAACCUGUUCACAUCGCCAAAGCAGAGGAGCUCCGCAAACCUCCUCCAAGAGGUUCCCCAUACUCUGUCCCUAUUCCCGGCUCAGCGCAGCCUGGUCGAACCCCAAUCUAUCGAGCAUGGAACCACUCACACGAGCUUCUAACUACCCUGGAUCCGGCGGUUACUACCUUACAUGAGAUGUUCGAGUCGACUGCCAACCGGCUACCCAAGAGUCGAUGCCUCGGCCGACGUCCGUAUGAUGCGACAACCAAGUCUUUCGGUCCCUACCAGUGGAUUGACUACCAAACCGUUCAACGACGACGAGCGAACCUAGGAGUCGGCCUCGUGGAGUUGCAUAAAAAACACGGUCAUCCAGGAGGAAAGCAUGGUGUUGGACUAUGGUGCCAAAACAGGCCGGAGUGGCAGAUUACGGAUCUGGCGUGUACCUCCCAGUCGCUUUACUCAGUUUCUCUUUACGACGUCUUGGGCGCUGAUACAACCGAAUAUAUCAUCAACCAUGCCGAGCUGGCAUGCGUCGUUACAUCUCUCCCACACGUUCCUACCCUUAUCAAGUUGAAACCAAAGUUGCCGGGUCUCAAAUUCAUUGUCUGUUUGGAUCCGCUUGAUGGAAAUGAGCAACCAGGCCUGUCAAAGCGGACUCUCUUGAAUGAAAUGGCCAGUGGUAUGGACUUGACAAUUUACUCCAUGGACGAAGUGGAGGAACUCGGCGCUUCUCUCAAACGCCCCUAUAACCCACCUACUCCCGAAGAUGUUGUUACCAUCAACUACACCUCGGGGACUACAGGACCCCCUAAAGGCGUGGUUUUGCUUCACAAGAAUGCUAUUUCGGCCCUUUCUGUCAGCAUAAUUGUUACCAAAUGGGGUAAUACCGACGUCGCGCUUUCAUACCUCCCGCUGGCCCACAUUAUGGAACGUCUUGUUGAGCAAGCAUCUUUCUGGGCUGGCGGUGGUCUUGGUUACUAUCACGGAGAGAUUCUGGAACUAGUCGAUGAUUUGAAGACGUUGCGCCCAACAGCUUUUGUGUCGGUGCCACGCCUUUACACCCGGUUUGCUGGCGCAGUUCGUACCGCAACUGUGGAUGCCCCAGGCUUUAGAGGUGCAUUGUCACGACAUGUCUUAAGCACAAAGUUGGCAAACCUCGAAAACCCAGAUACGACUAAUACGACGGAGAAACAUGCCAUCUAUGACCGCAUUUGGACUCGUAAAGUUGCGGCUGCUCUAGGUAUGGACCGGGUUAGGAGUAUGGCGAGUGGCUCGGCACCUUUGGAUCCAUCUAUUCACAACUUUAUGCGAGCUGUUACAGGAGCAUCAUUUGUGCAGGGCUACGGCCUUACCGAGUCAUAUGCUAUGGCUAUCGUGCAGAACGUGGAAGAUCGCUCGGUAAAUAACUGUGGUGCCAUCUCACCUGGUAUUGAGGCUUGUUUGGUGUCUAUCCCUGAUAUGGAGUACUUCGUGGACGACAAGCCACUCCCUCGAGGAGAGUUGCUGUUACGUGGAAAUCAUAUUUUCCGUGAGUACCUCAAGAAUCCCGAGGAAACAGCUGCUGCCUUUACCGAAGAUGGCUGGUUCCGUACUGGUGAUAUCUGUACGAUCGAUGAGCUAGGCCGUUUCAGAAUCAUUGACCGCCGCAAGAACGUCCUGAAGUUGGCGCAGGGUGAAUACAUUUCUCCAGAACGUCUGGAAGGUAUUUUGCUGGCCCAGCACACAUAUUUGGCGCAAGCCUAUGUGCACGGAGACAGUCUGCAGACUUCAUUGGUUGGAAUCUUCGGUGUUCAACCGGAUACUUUUGCUAUGUUUGCUAGCAAAGUUUUGGGCCAGGAGAUCAGUCCUACGGAUUUGGCACAAAUCAAGUCAGUGUUGGACGACGAUAGGAUCAAAAGGGCAGUGUUGCAGGAUUUUGACCGGACGGCGAAGAAACAUAAAUUUGCUGGAUACGAGCGAGUACGAAAGUUCACUUUGAUGCUCGAACCGUUCACCAUUGAGAAUGAGCUCUUGACGCCAACAUUGAAAAUGAAGCGUCCUCCUAUCGUCAAGAAGUUCCGUGUCCUGAUUGACGACAUGUACGCACAGCUUGCUGAAGAGCAAUCCGCUCCAAGGGCCAAGCUUUAA
Messenger RNA from Talaromyces marneffei, 2121 nucleotides. RefSeq lists its product as uncharacterized. Gene Ontology annotation, molecular function: long-chain fatty acid-CoA ligase activity. Gene Ontology annotation, biological process: long-chain fatty acid metabolic process. The transcript has 4 exons. Gene Ontology annotation, cellular component: membrane; endoplasmic reticulum. NCBI's taxonomy places the organism in Eukaryota, Fungi, Ascomycota, Eurotiomycetes, Eurotiales, Trichocomaceae. Bases 1 to 2121 code for a protein of 706 amino acids. The record is from RefSeq and is a predicted model, not a curated record.